CUCUCUCUCUCUCUCUCUCUCUCUCUCUCUCCGAGUACCAGACACCAAAUUAGUACAUGGUCAUGACUAAGGUUUACCCUAAUGCCAUUGUUCUCGAGACCAAGGAACCGCCGUCCGUCGCCGCCGAUACUCCGAUUGUCCUCACCGUUUGGAAGAAGUCUCUGCUCUUCAACUGUUAUGGAUUUACAGUCUUCGAUUCCAAUGGCAAUCUCGUAUUUCGAGUCGACAACUACACCGCCGGAGGCAAUGCUGAGAUCGUCCUUAUGGACGCAUCCGGUCGCUCUAUUUUCACCAUCCGCCGUAAGCGGCUAAGUCUAUUGGACAAUUGGGUAGUGUUCGACGGAGAAACGACGGCGAAUCCUCGGUUCACAGUGACGAAACACGUUAACUUCCUCGGCACGAAAUCCCUGGCGCACGUGAGUGUUCCUGCUCCAGGAUCGAGGACGAAGAAGGUGAUGUACGAGAUUGAAGGAUCGUAUUCGCAGAGGUGCUGCGGUGUUUAUGAUGAGAAGCGGCGGCGCGUGGCUGAGAUUAGGGCCAAGGAAGCUGUGGGAGGUGUGGGUUUUGGCGGAGAUGUAUUCCGUCUAAUUGUACAGCAGCCUGAGAUUGAUCCAACGGUUGCGAUGGCACUCGUCGUCGUACUGGAUCAGAUGUUCAUGUAGAAAGAGGAUUUAACACGUAAGUUUGAAUUCAUCCAGCAAGAUGGAUCCAAUUCCCCUAAUUGGUAGGAAUUAAAGUCAAACUUUUUUUUGAAAAUUAGGCUCGAUUGAGGGCUUGGUUUUUUCGUUUUAUAUAAAAGAUCAAGCUCUGAUGUGCAUAUCUCUGUAUCACCCAUCAU
Molecule: messenger RNA, 838 nt
Organism: Lactuca virosa
Lineage: Eukaryota; Viridiplantae; Streptophyta; Magnoliopsida; Asterales; Asteraceae
Source: the annotation of a GenBank genome assembly